CGUGUAAUUUCCACAGUUCACCGUAAAAAUGCCGAUUGAAAAUUUAGAGGAAGAAGGGCUGGCCAAAAACCCAAAUUUAGAGCUUGCACAGUGGAAAUUCCUUCUGACAACAGACAUUUACAAAGAUGACAAGGAGAUCAAAAAGAAAACUAUGGAUUUCAUCAUUGAAAAUAAUAUGGCCCCUUUCUAUGAAGAACUUUGCCAUUCCCUGAGCUGGAAGAUAGAUCAAGCCUUGCUGAAGAAGAUGAGAGCAGUCAAUGAAGCGGAACUGAAGAAACUAGACGAAGCUAUAGCUGAUGCAGAAAAAAAUCUUGGCGAAUCAGAAAUACGUGAAAAUAUGUUGAAAAAAGCAGAAUACCUGUGUGCUAUUGGUGAUAAGGAGGAAUGCCUUUCUCAGUUUAGAAAAACUCAAGAGAAAACAGUGUCCCUUGGAUACAGACUUGAUCUUGUGUUUCACUUGAUCAGAAUUGGCUUGUUCUACAUGGACCAUGAUCUCAUAAACAGAAAUCUGGAAAAAGCUCAGAGUUUGAUAGAUGAGGGUGGUGACUGGGACAGACGUAACAGGCUGAAGGUGUAUCGUGGGGUUACUGUAUGUUAUACGAAUUUCAAAGAAGCCCCAAUCUGUUCUGGACCCCGUGCAACUUUCACAUCAUACGAUAUUGAAUUUUUUCAUUGUGCUAUAUCCAAGUUAUUGUUGCUUUCAUGUCGGCUUUUCUGUUCAUUACUUCAGGUUGUCAAAGGUUCUGAAAUUUUGGAAGUCCUUCACAGUUUACCAAAAAUUAGAAAAUAUCUGUUUUCAUUAUAUGAUACACAUUAUGGAGAUUUCUUCAGAUCAUUAGCGGAGGUUGAAGAACUGAUGAAGUUUGACAGAUAUUUGAAUCCUCACUACAGAUAUUAUGUUCGUGAAAUGAGAAUUGUAGCCUACAAUCAGUUACUGGAGUCAUACAGAAGUCUGACACUGGAAUAUAUGGCUGAUGCCUUUGGUGUUACAAUACAGUUUAUUGAUCAAGAGUUGUCACGGUUUAUUGCAGCAGGUAGAUUACAUGCCAAGAUAGAUAAAGUUGGAGGAAUAGUUGAAACAAACCGACCAGACAGUAAAAACUGGCAAUAUCAGGAAACUAUAAAGAAAGGCGAUAUACUACUGAACAGGGUACAGAAACUUAGUCGAGUUAUCAACAUCUAGCAGAAACCUUAUGCAUCAUUCUGUCACACCACAUCAGCUGAUCUUUUGAUUCUCGCAAUCAUUUCCUAACUAAAACACUGCAGAAACACUGGAUGCAGAAAGUGCUUUUCUUUAUAGAAAAAAUACUCUGUUGCAACAGUCAACGAUGCUGUUUCUGCUAAUAAUAUUAAAUAUUCAUCUUAAUCUCACAUUUUAAGUGCAAAAUAUUAGUGAAAAAGUAUGUGUGAUUACCAAGUAGAUGAAUUAAUUGAUAUAUUUAACUGCGCUUAUCAUUUCCUGAUUCACUUUCAACAGACAUAUUUUAUAUGAAAACAGGAACAGGAACGUCCUAGAAAAUGAAGUGUCACAAGACAACUAAGUAUUAGAUUUUUUGUGAUGCCAACUGAAAUUACAAAACUGAGCACACUCUUUAGAUAUAAGAUCUUAAAUCUAAAGUUGUUACCUUCAUGUUGAGAAAAAGAAUAUUUAUUUAUGAAACUGUUCUUGAACAAUUAAAAAAAAAUGUUUAAAUCUAA
Mercenaria mercenaria is the source of this 1698-nucleotide messenger RNA. Its product is annotated as 26S proteasome non-ATPase regulatory subunit 6-like. Gene Ontology annotation, biological process: proteasome-mediated ubiquitin-dependent protein catabolic process. The record is from RefSeq and is a predicted model, not a curated record. The transcript has 8 exons. NCBI's taxonomy places the organism in Eukaryota, Metazoa, Mollusca, Bivalvia, Venerida, Veneridae. Gene Ontology annotation, cellular component: proteasome regulatory particle. Bases 29 to 1183 code for a protein of 384 amino acids.